AACUGUUGCUGAAGGAAAUGAGCUGUUCUAAGUGCCGGUGUUGUUGCCCCUCUAAUAUUCCACGACGUCCAGCACUUCGCAUAGUAUUGAUUGGAAAAACUGGAGUGGGAAAAAGUGCUGUGGGAAACACUAUCCUUUGUAGAAAUGUUUUUGAAUCAAGCCCUUCUGCAAACUCUGUCACUGAGCGGUGCAAAAAAGCAAUGGUCUGUGACCAAAGAGAGAUUUAUGUGAUUGACACACCUGGAAUCUUGGAUACCAGCAAAUCAAAAGACCUCAUCAAAAGAGAAAUAGUGAGAUGUAUUCAGGUUUCAGCACCAGGUCCUCAUGUGUUCCUGCUGGUGCUACAGAUUGGCCGUUUCACUACUGAGGAGCAAAGAUCAGUCCAGGCCCUGCAAGAGCUCUUCGGACAAGAAGCUUCAAAAUACAUGAUAGUGGUCUUCACUCAUGGAGAUGCACUCAAUGGCCAAACAAUUGAAGACUAUGUGAAAAACGGCCAUGCAGAACUCCGUAAAGUCAUCCAGAGUUGUGGUAGUAGAUAUGUUGUUUUUAAUAACACUGGCAGGAAUAAUCGAGCUCAAGUGAGUAGAUUAAUUGUGAAAAUUGAUGAAAUGGUGGCAGUAAAUGGGGGAGAAUGCUUCACUCAGGAAAUUCAACAGAAUGUGUUAAACCGGGCUGUUACCGGGCUGUUUAGUUUGGUUUCUAGUAACUGCUGA
Messenger RNA from Sinocyclocheilus rhinocerous, 713 nucleotides. RefSeq names its product GTPase IMAP family member 7-like. Bases 18 to 713 code for a protein of 231 amino acids. Lineage: Eukaryota; Metazoa; Chordata; Actinopteri; Cypriniformes; Cyprinidae. The transcript is spliced from 3 exons. The record is from RefSeq and is a predicted model, not a curated record. Gene Ontology annotation, molecular function: GTP binding.